This is a messenger RNA of Ictalurus furcatus (blue catfish), 6072 nucleotides long. It is a transcript of the gene lrrfip1b, whose product is annotated as leucine rich repeat (in FLII) interacting protein 1b. The coding region runs from base 1346 to 2848 and encodes 500 amino acids. The record is from RefSeq and is a predicted model, not a curated record. Gene Ontology annotation, molecular function: RNA polymerase II cis-regulatory region sequence-specific DNA binding; DNA-binding transcription factor activity, RNA polymerase II-specific. Gene Ontology annotation, biological process: regulation of transcription by RNA polymerase II. NCBI's taxonomy places the organism in Eukaryota, Metazoa, Chordata, Actinopteri, Siluriformes, Ictaluridae. The transcript has 16 exons.
CAUAUAUGUAUGUAUGUAUUCAAUAUAAUUUUGACUUCUUUAAAUUCCUUGGGUACAAAAAAUAUCUUAAAAUAUCUUGAAUAUAGGCAAAUAAUAUUUCUCUUCAUCUGAUUUUAUUAAAUGAUCUUUUAUUCGAUCCGGUCAUACCGAAUUUUAGAAAAUAUUAGUUAUGAAUUUGGAAAACAUUGAAGAUUUUCCUAUACCCUGUAAUUUUUUUUUUAUUGCUGUAAGAAAUUCAUCAUGGAAUGUUACUCGGGCCAACAUUUUAACAUAGUCAAUUUAGUCGACUGUUUCCAAACUCUGCUAUUAAAAUGUCAUUAAUUCAAAAUGAAUUCAUUCUUCACUGCCUAUUAAUUCAUUCCUUCUUGACUGCCAGUCCUUUUCUUUGACUGCCUAUUAAAGUGUUUUCCAUCAUCCAAGAUAAUUCAGCACUAAUUCUCUUCAUUGUCAAUUUGUAGGUUAGGAAAUGGUCCUGGGAGCAGGUUUGGGCCUCUAUAGUGAAGGGAAAUGGUAAAGCUAUCACAUCUAAAAACAUCUUUGACAGCUGAGUGCUUUGUGGUGACAGUUUGGGGGGGAAUGCCUACAUACUGAGGUGUGAUGGUCAGGUGUCCGAAAACUUUUGACCAUAUAGUGUGACGUUUAACUGCACUGUCAUAUUCAACAGCAGUGUAAUCAUGCUUUCUGGAUCAGUAAGUUAUCCGGAGGAAAGGCAGUGGCUGGGUUCUUUAUAGCUCCGCCCACAUCCAGCAGUACUAACUGAAACGCCAUUGGUUCAGUAAAAAUCCAGCCGCUGUACCUGAAACGCGAUUGGUUCCGAAUCCCGGAACGAACGGAUCCUCAUCAUCGUCUCGCUUGUCCUUCGGGUUUUUGGCGUGCCGUAAAAAUAAAUGAAAACUUUUUUUGUUUGUUUGUUUGUUUUCACGUGUCUUUAUUUCUUUGCAUCUGGACGCCACCGAGAGGUUUACAGCAGGACUACAUUUACAUGAAAGUUCCGGUUCUGUUUGGAGCAGUGUUAGAAGCGUGUUGUUAUUGCAGUGGAUUAGCGAGGUGUCAUUAUCCUGCGUGAUUUCUCUGACACAAUCGAGCUGUGUUUGGAGGAGCAACAAGCUCCUGUAGGACUGAUAGACUCGCUCUGCGGCGGCGAUGUGGAAUCAGCUAGAAGAUCCAGCAUCACACUGCUUUGUUCUCGCUACAUGGAAAUGGAUACAAUGUAUCCGGACACUUCUGUUUAAAUAGCUACAGGAGAUUACAUUUGCGGGUUUUUUUAUUUAUAUAUAUCUAGUAUUUUCUGGACUGUAUUCCGUUUUAGUUUAGCUGGGGGUAAUAUUGUAGUUUAGAAUAAAACAUGGGAACUCAGGUGACGGGGAGGAAAAGAAUCCCGAACCGGGAGAAAGUGUCGGCGGAGGAUGAUGCUCUGAGCCAAAUAGCUCGAGAGGCGGAGGCGAGACUGGCGGCCAAGCGGGCGGCCCGGGCAGAAGCUCGAGAGAUCCGCUUAAAGGAACUGGAGAGGCAGCAGAAAGAGAUCUCAGAUGACGAGGAGCGGAUGUCUGUUGGAAGUCGGGGCAGUUUGAGGCCUACGGACUAUGGGGGGUUUUUGGGCUCCAGUUCCAGAACCUCUUCACGGGCCAGUUCAGCUCGGGCCAGCCCAGUGGUGGAAGAGAGGUCGGACUUCCUGGAAAAGGGAUCAAGGACGGCAUCUACUCUCUCUGCUGCCACUUUGGCCUCACUAGGUGGGGGCUUUUCUCGGAGAGGUAGCUGUGAUACCUCCAUAUCGGUUGACACAGAGGCCUCCAUACGAGAUAUAAAGGACUCUUUGGUUGAGGCUGAGGAGAAGUAUCGAAAGGCCAUGGUGUCCAACGCUCAGCUGGAUAAUGAAAAGUCCAACCUGAUGUACCAGGUGGACACACUGCGAGACACACUAAUGGAGCUGGAGGAGCUGCUUUAUGAGACACGCAGGGAGUGUGAAGUGAAAACAAAGGAGUGUGAUCGAGAGCGGCAUGCUCACAGUGUCCUGCAGUUCCAGUUCGAUGAGAUGAAGGAGACGUUAAAACAGAACGAGGAAUUACUAAAGGAUGCACAACAGUUGCGCUCAAAGCAAGUGAGCUAUGUUAGCGAGAUCUCUGAUCUACAGGAAACUCUGGAAUGGAAGGAGAAAAAAAUCGGGGCCUUAGAGAGGCAGAAGGAAUAUUCGGACAUAAUCCGAGAUGAACGUGAUGCACUGAGGGAUGAGGUUUUCCGGCUCAGGGAUGCUCUAAAGAAACACGGCAUAUCUCUUGGAUCUGAGGUGACAACAAAUGGCGAGACAGGGAGCAACAUGACUAAUGGACCUGAACGCGUAGAAUCAGCUCAGGAUACACCAGCUUUGAGUUCUGACAGUGUUUUAGAGAUCAGACUGAGGAAGCUGGUUGAUGAGAGGGAGAGUUUGCUUGAACAGGUAAGGAAGCUGAAAGCAGUCGUGGAACAAAAGCAGAGGAAUGGCACAAAUGAAGCAGUAAGUCCACAUGAAGAAGACCUCCAGAACAGCCUAGACUCACAUAUCAUCGACUUGCAGAGAGAUGCUAACAGGCAAAUCAGCGACUUGAAAUUUAAGCUGGUGAAGUCCGAGCAGGAGGUUGCAGCUCUUGAACAAAAUAUCAUUCGACUGGAGGGGCAGGUGACACGCUACAAAACAGCCUCCGAAGCAGCUGAGAAAGUGGAGGACGAGCUGAAAGUGGAGAAACGUAAAUUGCAGAGAGAGCUGAGAUCUGCUCUGGACCGUAUCGAUGAAUUAGAGGCCAGCAAUUGCCACCUGUCCAAAAGAGUGGAGAAGAUGAAGGCCAACCGUAAUGCGAUGCUUUCCCAGCAGUGAUGUCGGCGCAAGCUUCAAUGGCCGACCUGGAAACCGCUUUCAUUGGCAUCAGUAGCAUCUGCGCCUCUUAUCCUCAUUUCAGAUUACAGAUCAACCCGAUUUUGUCCACACUACAUCACACACGAUGCUGAAUAACCCAAUCUACGAGCCAUACAAAUUCACUCCGAUAAGGGAAAAUGAUGGCCUACUGAUCUUUUGACUACAGUAUAUGAAUAGAAAUUUCAGGAAAGGAUCCAAAUUAAUACUGACAUUCUAAUGAACAGAAAAGGAAUUUUCACGUGAAAUCCUGAUGUGCAUUGGACAUUUAAAAAAAAAAAAAAAAAAAAAUCUUACUGGAGUGUAAGAGACUUUUGGCUGUGUUGUAGUGUCCCCAGUGUUGACCAGAGUGGAGUGAUCAUAAUGCGCAUUUACACGUGGUCAGCAUAUCAGAUUUUGGCUCCACCUAUCGGAAUAUGCACUUUAUCACAGAUGGUGCCAUCUAGUGGUGUCAAGAAUCCAUUGCGAGGCAAGGAGGAUUGAAACAGGUCCACAGAUAUUCGCGUUCUCAGUGAUUAACCCUCAUGUUCUGUUCACUAUAUACUAAGUAAAAUAUGCUGAUAGGAUUUUUUUUUUCUAUGGUUAAAUGCUCUAACAAUCUAAAGACACAGUAACUUUUCUGAAAGGGAAACCGCCUGUUGUAGAACCUCUAAGGGUUCCCCAAAGGGAUAAACCAACCAACUGAUUUUUUUUUUUUUUUCGCUGAUUGUGGUGAUGGUCUGCACUUAUAUAGCGCUUUUUUUUUAAAACUUGGCAGUUCUACAAAGCGCUUUACACUGUUUCUCAUUCACCCAUUCACACACACACACACACCAAGGGUUAACCCUCUUUUGAAUUUAAGGAAAUAUAUUUGUAAAAUAUGAUUUACAAAACCUGAUAUACACUUUAUUAGGAACACCUGUACACCUGCUCAUUCAUGCUAUUAUCGAUUCAGCCAACCAUGUGCCAGCAGAGCAUUUACAUUUACAUGUUGCGGCAUAUUGUUAGGAUGCUCUUAUCCAGGGAGAUCUUAUUUAUACGUUCUACAUUUGAGCAACUGAGGGUUAAGGGCCUUGCUCAAGGGUCCAGCAGUGGAAACUUAGAAGUGCUGGGAUUUGAACUCAUGACCUUCCAUUCCGAAGUCCAACGUCUUAAGCAUUGAGUUACCACUGCCCACAGCAAUGCAUCAAAUCACAGAAACUUGACAGUUGAAGACUGGAAAAAGACCAGGUGACAUUUUUCCAGUCUUCAACUGCCCGGUUUCAUUAAGACUGUGCCCACUGUAGCCUCAGUUUCCUGUUCCUGGCUGACAGGAAUGGAACGCUGUGGUCUUCUGCUGUUGUAGCUCAUCCACUUCAAUGUGUGAUUUCGUGAGAUGCUUAUCUGCUAUCCAUGGUUGAAAAGAGUGGUUAUUUGUGUUCCUGUAGGCUCGAAUCAGUCUGGACAUUGUUCUCUGAUCUGUCUCAUCAACAAAGUGUUUCCACCUGCAGAACCGCCUCUCGCUGGAUGUUUUUUUGUUUUUUGCACCAUUCUGUGUAAACUCUAGCGACUGUUGUGUGUGUGAGAAUCCCAGGAGAUCCGCCGUUUCUGAAAUACUCAAACCAACCCAUCUACCACCAACAGCCAUACCAUGGUCAGAGUCACUGAAAUCACAUUUUUCCUAAUUCUGAUAUUUAAUGUGAACAUUAAACUAAAGCUCUUGACCUGCAUGAUUUCGUGCAUUACGCUGCUGCCACAUGAUUGGCUGAUUGGAUAAAUGCAUGAAUGUGUAGGUAUACAAGUUCAUUUCAGUUAAUAGUCGUAUUUAAAAUAUGUGUGUAAAUAAACACACAAAAACCCCAUCACGGGCCGGAAGAUCCUCCUAAAUUAGAGAUGGAAGAAUUUAAGAAGUGAUUUUUACUCAUUUCUUAUUUACUUUAUUUGCUGCAUUUAUUUAUUUUUAUUUAAUUUUUUUUUUCUUUAAAAUAAGUGUUCAGUUAUUUUAACAAAUUUCAGCCAAGCACAAAGUUUUUCAUCAAGCAGAACAUUAGGGUUAAUCAUAGGCUGUUCCAUGGAACUUGCUGUUGGAUUCAGAGACAUUGGGCUUCCUCUAAGUAAGGAGGAGACACUGAGCACUAUACUGAUCAUCACCAGCAUCUCCUCUCAGGAGGUGCAGGAAUUUACAGCAUAUCACCUUCAGUGUUUGGGUGAAUGUUGAAGUCAGAUCGAUUGGGUGUAUGUACGUGUUUUGGUCUACGUGGCUUUAAGGUCUGUGUCUUUAUAUAUGAUGCACAAGUGGGUUAUACUUUUUGUUUGUUUGUUUGUUUGUUUGUUUGUUUACAACACAGUGCACAUUACCUAUGAUUCACUUACUGGCGUGCAAAUGAUAAAUAAUGUCUGGUUGAAAAAGGCUGAGUCCACUACCAAGAUUUUAUUUUAUUUUUUUUUUUAAAUCAGUUACAGUGUAAUUCUAUUAAGCAAUAAUUCUCAAAUAUUUUAGGGAAUAUUAUGGGAAUAUGGACUGGCAUCCCACCCUUUGAUAAUGCUGUGGACAAAACUAACAUUGCAGUUCAUUCAUUCAUCUUCAGUAACUACUUUGCUGGUCAGAGUUACAGUGGCUCCAGACCGCUGGGUGUGAGGCGGGAAUGCACCCUGCACUGGACUUGAUUGCAGUCGACUUGCAAUAUAUUAAACCACAUAAGCAAAACCUGUGAUGUGGAAUGAUGUAUCGCGUCAUGUUAAUACCAUGAUGCCAUGACCAAGCAAUGGGUGCCUAUUGACAAUGUAGUAGGUCUCUCUGGUAUUGGUAUUUCGCAGUUCAAUACUGCAGUAAUAAUUAACAAAUUGUACAUUGUGCACUUCUACUUAACAGCGUGUGUGUAUGUUGUUUUAAAAUAUAAAACAAAUAGUUCCAAACAGGAUAUUUAGAUAUAUAACACAUUUAUACCUGAAUGCCUGUUUGUUUGUUUUUAAUAAAUGAUGAUAAGGCGAAAACUGCUCUUCCUAGUGGACUCAGACUUUUGAUCCAACUGCACGCCGGUUACUAUGAGACGCAGAUAAUAUUUCUAGCUAUACUGUAACUUACUUCCUUAAGAGUAUUUCUGAAAUGUUUUUCUGCCUUUGCCUUUGUGUUUCCACAUAUACUUCAUGACAUUCCAUUAUCCCGUGAGUUCCUGCUAGUGACUUGUAAUUUGCUUUGAAUUAAAUAAAUCUAAACAGAACGAAAUCCA